AUGAUUGGGAGUCUUGCUGCCACUUGGAAGGUAUCAAGCGCCUUUGUCGGCUUGAUGGAACAGCAUCGCUGCACUGCGGAUCAAAUUUCGGACUGCGCAUCGCUCAGAUCCGUCUUGCAGAUUUGGAGAUUGAGGGUGCGAUUCAGAAUUCAAAAGAAGGCGGUUGAGAAGGAAACUGCUGAACUUAAACGGUUCUUCGGUGACGUCUUUUGUGGCAAGGAAACUGUGGUUGUUCAACCGUGGACGGAACCCUAUUGCCCUGCAUUGGACACACUGCAACGUGCGUUGCAAAAGCUGCCUGCGCACAAGGCAGUACCGGGUAUUUGUGCCCCGUCCAUGGUGUGGAAGGCCUGUGCCACCACUGUGGCACCUUUUCUGCAUGCUGCCUUUGCGGAUAUGGGACAUUCGCACACACCGAUGGUCCCGCAUCGUUGGAAGGAUGGAUGGAUGGUACUUGCACCGAAAGCGGGUAAACCGCUUUGUCGUGCCUGCGAUGUCCGGCCCCUGGCGCUCCAAGAUCCGGGUGGAAAAGCAGCGAUUCGCACAUUGAAAGAGGCCAUACAGCCCUACGUGGAUGAGUACAUGCAGGCAAUACCUCAGUAUGCCUAUCUACAGAAACGUGAUGGGCAAAUGGCAAUUCUGCGUGCGUGCGCGUUGGUGGAACGGUCCUUACAAGAGGCCCAGAUCCCAGCGGGUCUUAUUUCCCUGGUGAUGGCGUGGUUGGUUGGCUCAUCUUACCAUAUAACACAUGCAGGCGAGGAAUUUACACUGACGCCCACCAGAGGAAUUCGGCAAGGGUGUGUGCUCUCACCGCUUAUCUGGUCCUGUGUCACUGGUACCAUGGUGCGGGACUUGGAGUCACUUGAUAUUGCAGUGGCAGACUUGGAUUUAUAUGCCGAUGAUUAUCUGCAUCAGGAACUGCUUACUACAUAUGAGGCGUUUGCCCCAGCACUGCGGAAGAUGGGGGUCAUUAUCAAGUACUUGCAAGACAAUGGACUUCAGGUCAGCAUCGACAAAACGGCUGUGCUUCUACGAAUUGCAGGCACGAGAUAUGCUAUGGCCAUGAAGCAGCAUACAUUCAGACGCAAGGAUCGAGAGGGUAUUGAGCGACUAUACAUCAAAAUACCCACUGCCACUAAAGAGCUGCAUCUGCCGGUGGUACAGGAGCACAAGUACAUGGGCAUAAUGGCGACCUAUUACUGUUUCGAGGAUAGCACCUUGCAACAUCGCAUCUCUUCUGCCAAGAAUGCUUACACCCGCUUGAAACCGUUUUUGCGCAGUAGAAA
This is a messenger RNA of Symbiodinium necroappetens, 1286 nucleotides long. NCBI's taxonomy places the organism in Eukaryota, Dinophyceae, Suessiales, Symbiodiniaceae. The record is from the annotation of a GenBank genome assembly.